CACACCAAGCUCCGGGCCCCCGCAGCGCUAGCGCAGCCGCCGCCGCCUCCCUCCUUCCGCCGCCAUGAUCAUCUACCGGGACCUCAUCAGCCAUGAUGAGAUGUUCUCCGACAUUUACAAGAUCCGGGAGAUCGCGAACGGGCUGUGCCUGGAGGUGGAGGGGAAGAUGGUCAGUAGGACAGAGGGUACCAUUGAUGAUUCACUCAUCGGUGGAAAUGCCUCUGCUGAAGGUCCUGAGGGUGAAGGAACAGAUGCCACUGUAAUCACUGGAGUUGACAUAGUAAUAAACCAUCAUCUGCAAGAAACUAGUUUCACAAAAGAAUCCUACAAAAAGUACAUCAAAGACUACAUGAAAUCAAUCAAAGGCAGACUUGAAGAACACAAGCCAGAUAGAGUAAAACCUUUUAUGACGGGAGCUGCAGAACAAAUCAAACACAUCCUUGCUAAUUUUAAAAACUAUCAGUUCUUCAUAGGCGAAAACAUGAAUCCAGAUGGCAUGGUGGCUCUCUUGGACUUCCGUGAGGAUGGUGUGACUCCAUAUAUGAUUUUCUUUAAGGAUGGUUUAGAAAUGGAGAAAUGUUAACAAAUUCAGCUGAUUACUUUGAAUCACCUGUCAUCAUAACUGGCUGCUGCUUUUUGUCGUCUACACAACACCAGGACUUGGACAAACUUGGACUGAUGUCAUCUUGAGCUUUAUUCAUUUAUUUUUGACCUUGAUUUAUUUGGAGUGGAGGCAUUGUUUUUAAAAACAUGUCAUGUAGGUUGUCUAAAAUAAAACGCAUUUAAACCCAUUUGAGAGAAUUCUAAUGUUUUUUAAGCUCAAAUUACAGUAACUUGCUACAAGUUGUACCUCAAGGAUCGUUUUAGAGAUCACUGCCUGGUCUUAGGUUACUUUUCAGCGUAAGACUCUUCAGAUAGACUUUUCUACAGUUGACUGCUUGUGAAAAAGGGAAGAGAUGCCCACAGAUGUGCCAACAAUACGAAGUAGACCUUUCUACAUUUUCGUUUCAUCUACAAGCUGAAGUAGAGUUAACUCUGGAAGAGAUUACAUCCAAACUGAAUAAAAUGAAACUGUUAAAAACUGUU
Molecule: messenger RNA, 1086 nt
Organism: Phascolarctos cinereus (koala)
Lineage: Eukaryota; Metazoa; Chordata; Mammalia; Diprotodontia; Phascolarctidae
Gene: TPT1
Product: tumor protein, translationally-controlled 1
Cellular component (GO): cytoplasm
Molecular function (GO): calcium ion binding
Source: RefSeq, a predicted model, not a curated record